AUGAACUCUUCCUCUAAUAAAUCAUUGCCAUCGUUUCCAUUGGAAUUUUCAGUGCAAAGAUUGCCACCACCGCCUACUUUCAUUAGAACAUCACAAUUUUGUGUUGAUUCAAGAACUUGUAAUAAAUCAGAUGAUAGUCUAUCGAAUAAUCUUUUUGGAAGUGUAGAAAGAAAAGAAAUUAAUAUUUUAUUAACGUGA
Entrophospora candida is the source of this 198-nucleotide messenger RNA. NCBI's taxonomy places the organism in Eukaryota, Fungi, Glomeromycota, Glomeromycetes, Entrophosporales, Entrophosporaceae. The record is from the annotation of a GenBank genome assembly.